This is a messenger RNA of Fonsecaea monophora, 1470 nucleotides long. RefSeq lists its product as hypothetical. Gene Ontology annotation, molecular function: transmembrane transporter activity. Gene Ontology annotation, cellular component: membrane. NCBI's taxonomy places the organism in Eukaryota, Fungi, Ascomycota, Eurotiomycetes, Chaetothyriales, Herpotrichiellaceae. The transcript is spliced from 3 exons. Gene Ontology annotation, biological process: transmembrane transport. The record is from RefSeq and is a predicted model, not a curated record. Bases 1 to 1470 code for a protein of 489 amino acids.
AUGACUGCCGGUGAAACGAUCAUGAACGACAAAGCACAGACUAUCUCUGUCGAAUCCACGUCUGACCAUGUCGGUCGAGAUACCAGCGAGAGAGAGAGGAUCCUGUUGAGGAAGCUGGACGUUCGCAUCAUUCCAAUGAUAAUGUGGAUGUACUUGAUGAGUUUUAUGGAUCGAGUAAACAUCGGCAAUGCUCGAUUGUAUGACCUGGAAGAAGAUCUCGGCCUUGUCGGCGACCAGUACCAACUUGCAGUGUCUAUCCUCUUUGUCACAUACUGCUUGUUUGAACUCCCGUCGAACUUGAUCAUCAAGAAACUGCAACCAGCGAGAUAUCUCGCCUUCAUCACUUUCGCCUGGGGUGUUGUCGCCACCUUGACCGGCGUCGUUCAGAACUUUGCUGGCUUAAUAGCUUGUCGUCUUCUGUUGGGUCUCUUCGAGGCGGGAUUGUUCCCCGGUUUGGUGGUGUACCUUACCAUGUUCUACACGAAGAGGACUUUAGCCCUUCGUACCGGCUACCUCUUUGCAACCGCCGCCAUCGCGGGUGCGGUAGGUGGUUUGCUCGCCUAUGCCAUCGGAUUCAUGGACGGCGUCGCAGGCAUGAACGGCUGGCGGUGGAUUAUGAUCAUUGAGGGCAUCCCGACCGUCAUCACCGGCUGUGUGGUAUAUUUGGUCCUUCCGAACACUCCCGAGACCGCAAAAUUUCUAUCUGAAGAGGAUCGCCGACUGUUGACCAGUAUGCACGACCGAGAGGUCGGCCAUAAUGCCAAUUCUCGAGAAUUCCAUUGGAGCGACGUUCGCGCCGGGUUGAAAGACAAGACCAUCUGGCUGUUUGGUAUUGCACACUUCUGCCUCCUCGUGAUGCUCUAUAGCUUCAACGUUUACCUCCCUUCCAUCAUCAACGAUAUGGGUCAAUGGAGCCGCGCCGAAACCCAAGCAUUGACGAUUCCAAUCUACGCCCUCGGCGGAACUGCAUAUCUCGCCGUCUCCAAGAUCAGCGACAACAUCCAACGGAGAGGAAUCUUUAUUAUCGGCUUCCUGUUCAUAUCGAUGACGGGAUAUGCCUGUCUGAUCUCCAACACCAAUGUCGCCACAAGUUUUGCUGGAUGCUUUUUGGUCGCCUUGGGCGCAUACACGUCGAUUGGACUCCCCGUAGCCUGGUUAGGGUCAAACUAUCCGCGCUUCGCAAAGAGAGCCACUGCUUCCGCACUGCAGCUCACCCUUGGGAAUGCUGCCGGAGUCGCGGCGCCGUUCCUCUAUACCACGCCCCGUGCUCCCGAAUACUAUCUCAGCUACGGUGUCAACAUGGGCCUGCUGUGCAUUUCGAUCUCUAUCUACACCUUUCUCCUGUUCUACUGGCGUCGAGUCAACAAGCGGAGGAGCGAGGGAAAGGAAGACUACAAGCUCCAAGGCAAGACUGAAGACGAGGUUGAAAAUAUGGGCGACGAUAGCCCUCACUUUAGAUUCACGAUCUAA